AUGAGCGAGAGCGAGGAGCUGUUUGUGAUGCCGGGUUGGGCGGUGGUCAAGUAUCGCGAGGGAGAGACGAGCAAAGAUGGAUCGCCAGCGCCUUUUGAUUUGCACGUAUCGGUAUCUGGAUUCUGCUCGGAAGCUCGGUCGCCUACUACGGUUUCGAGAGCUCAGCGAGUCAUUGUAUCAGUGGUCAGACGCUUUGCGGCACUUCCGAAUCUACCCGGUCUCAAUCCCGAAGAUCAGCCAAUGGGUCCGCUACCCGCUGCUGUCGGUAUGGCGUUCCUCGAGCAGGCAGCAGAGGAUGAUGGCGAGGGAGGCAAGGCGGACAGGGAGCGGCAUCAACCCCAUAAUCUACCCUACACCCCUCGUAAGAAAAGGACGCCGUCGGUUGCGCCCAGCGUUGCCAUCGAAAACAGCAUUCGGGCCAGCUCGUCGGGGACCGCCGCACCUCCGCCAGGUCCAUCAGGGAGCGCCCCCUCCCCCUCCCGCCCCUCGUCUAUCCGCAGUCCCUCCCGCCAAUCCUCCGUCUCAUCCACCGAUACCGCUUUCGCGGACAAGGCGUCCAUCCGGACCGCUCACACCAACCUCAACGCCCGGCUUGCCCCAUUCUGGUCCAGCGUCCUUCCCAGUCGGCGGGUCUUAUUCGACAUUUACGCCCUACCUCCCGACGCGGAGUUCCCCAAGUCCCCCACUCAACCCGCCGAUCCCGAGAAGGAUGACGAUGAGCUCAUGGACAAGCGCGCGCCUGAUCAAGAUCCGCUUCACUCUUUCGAAUUCUUCACCGAUAACAAUGGGCAUUUUUCGGAGGUCGUCGUCGUACCGUGGGAGAAGCUCUGUACCACUCCCUCCACCGUCGAGGCUGUCUACAGCAGCACACAAGCUGGGACAGGCGAUGGACCGCAUGCGGCCAUCCCCCUCAUCGGCUGGAAGCUCAUUCUUCGCUCACGGCUGGACUACGAAGUCCUCCCUGUAGCAGAGAGUGACUUGUCUUACCGACAGCGGAUCAAGCGAGCGGUAUCGUCAUAUGGUGUUGAUGCUGUUGAUACAUCAGCUCCGCGAUCUACAGCUGGGGAUCCCUCUGCUGCUGCCACGGCAGGAAUGGAGAAGAUCUCGCUGAACACACCGGGAGAGCCGAUCGUUAUCGAGUAUACAACAAUACGCGUGGGCAGCGCAGGUGGAGUGCACAUCAUAUCAGACCUGGAUGAUACCGUAAAGCAUAGCGAUAUUCUCGCCGGUCCUCGAGAGGUGUUCCGCAACGUGUUCUGUCGCCCACUAGAUGAGAUCUGCGUACCGGACAUGGACGCCAUGUAUCGCCGUCUUGAGGAUAGAGGGGUGGCGGGAUUCCAUUUUGUCUCAAAUUCCCCAUCUCAGCUGUUUCCAAGUAUCCGCCGAUUCCUCACUGUCAACUCGUUCCCACCUCGGCACUCGAUCAAGCUCAAAUACUACGGCGGUCGAUCCAUUUUCUCUUCCCUCUACGACUCUCCUGCUGAACGCAAGCGAUCAUCCCUCCAGGAACUCUUCCGUGCCUUUCCCACCGCCUCUUUCGUCAUGUUUGGCGAUUCCGCCGAGCAGGACCUCGAGCUCUAUAUGGAGUUUGCCAAGCUGUUCCCGGAGAGAGUGGCGGCGGUGGCAAUUCGGGAUGUGACGAGUGACAGGGCGGCCGAGGUAUAUCGGGAAGUGGAGAAGGGCGGACUGGAGGGGUUGAGCUCGUCGGCGUCAAGCUCGGUGGCGUCGAUACCGCUGGUCGACGAGCCGGCUGACGUAUCCGCACCAACAUCGGCGUCGACCGCUACCUCGACCAGCACGGUUGCGGACGCUCCCUCCCUCCACAUGCCCGGCGAGAUGCCUCCAGCGCGCCGGCCAGCACCGUUCCUCCGUACAACAUCGACAGCGUCACUUCUGACCGACGAGGACAUGCGGUCACUCUCAUCAUCCCAGCAGAAGAUACUGCAGAGAGCGGUGACAUGGCAAGCGAGGAUGGACAAGGCGGAGAAGGAAAGGCCGAAGCAGAUGGUUUUGCGGUUUUACAAGGAUCCGCUGGAAAUUGAGGAGGAAUUUAGUGAGAUCAUAGAGAGGCUGAAGUGA
Molecule: messenger RNA, 2079 nt
Organism: Dioszegia hungarica
Lineage: Eukaryota; Fungi; Basidiomycota; Tremellomycetes; Tremellales; Bulleribasidiaceae
Exons: 7
Coding region: 1-2079 (692 amino acids)
Cellular component (GO): actin cortical patch
Molecular function (GO): phosphatidate phosphatase activity
Source: RefSeq, a predicted model, not a curated record